AUGUCAGAUCUGGAAGACUUCAGCAAAACAGCAGGGCAUUGGAACACAUCAGACAGCUACCAGCUGAAUGCCACCAGUGUGAUCGUGCCCGUGGUGUUCUCCCUCAUCUUCCUGCUGGGGACCAUUGGGAACAGCCUGGUCCUGGCCGUCCUCCUCCGCAGCGGCCAGGUGGGAUACAACACCACCAACCUGUUCAUCCUCAACCUCAGCGUGGCCGACUUCUUCUUCAUCGUCUUCUGCGUGCCUUUCCAAGCCACCAUCUACUCCCUGGAGGGCUGGGUGUUUGGCUCCUUCAUGUGCAAGGUGGUCCACUUCUUCAUCAACCUCACCAUGUACGCCAGCAGCUUCACGCUUGCCGCCGUCUCUGUCGACAGGUAUGUACGCUGUAGCUCUUGUUCGCUAAUGUCUCAUUUUACGUUCAAAUGUCAAAACAUUGAAAUACUGUAUACAAAUGUUUCUACUCGUAUGCACAUUCCAAUUUUGGGUUAACUACUUCUUUAUGGCACAUAACGAGGACCUGAUAGGAAUAGACUUAAUUUGUGAAAUAAUUUGUCAUUUUUAUUUGGCUGAGUUCUAACCGAAUGCACAGAGACAUAACCUGUGCAGCAGCUCUAAAGGUCAAUGCCAAUUAUAGUACUGAGUUCUAUUGCCAAGCCAAGGUCACUAUUCCCCUCACCUCAUUAAAGUCCAGCACAAUUCCUCUCUAUACAAGCGACCUAUGCUCUUUCUACAGAAGAGGAUGGACGCUCAAUUAGCAAAGCACAAGGAAGUAACCUAUAUUGUAGUCAUCCAUUGGUCAUUAUUACAAAACAGCCUUGACAUUUUCACAGAGUAUAGGGAGAUAGGGAGAAUGUGGAUCAGGCAUUUCUUUAUUGGCAACCCUGUUGGUCACGUUAAUUGAAACCCAGUAUUCAUGUGAUCAAGGGAAGGGCAUUUUAUCUGCAUUAAAAUGUGGAAAUGAAAGAGUAGGUCUUGACCUGAAAUUGAGGCUGAAUCUGUGAUUGAGUACAGUAAAAGAGCACUAAUGUAUUAUCCCUGCAUUAAAUUGAUGUAUUCUUCUUUCCUGCAUAAAUGGAUGCCUUUGAUUCUGCAGGGCCCUAGCUAUGCUCAGCCCAGUGAAAAUAACUGCUCUUUUUUUUCUACAUUAAAUAAGGGAGCAGAAACCCUGGUGUCGUUGUGACACUCUGGCUCUAUGGACUUUAUAAUUGAGCCAGGGUUGUUCAUUUUCAUGUGUUUGGGUGUAUUUCAUUUGGUGGUGUUGGGGAUGGGUGAGUUUCAUUUUGUUUGUGUCUAUGGUGAUUGGUCUAUGACUCCCAAUCGGAGGUAACGAGUGUCAGCUGUCGGCUCGUUAUCUCUGAUUGGGAGCCAUAUAUAUUCUGUGUGUUUUCUCCUUUGUUUGGUGGGUUAUUGUUUCCGUGUUGCUGUUAGUCUGUAUCAGUAUUUGAACUUCACGUAUCGUCAUUUGUUGUUUUCUUCGUGGUUGCUUUAAAUAAUAAAGUCAUCAUGUUCACUCCACGCGCUGCGUAUUGGUCCGCUCCUUCAGACGAUCGUGACAGAAUAACCCACCACAAAAGGACCAAGCAGCGUAACAAGCGGCAACAGGACCUACCUACACAGGAGUUAUGGACGCCUCCUAAGGAUUUUUGGACAUGGGAGGAGAUUCGGGCUGGAAAGGGUCCUUGGGCACAACCGGAGGAAUAUCACCGCCCUCGUGAAGAGCUGGAGGCAGCCAAAGCCGAGAGGAGGUGGUACGAGGAGGCAGCGCGAAGGCGAGGCUGGAAGCCCGUGGAAGAGAGGCAACCCCAAGAAAUUUUUUGGGGGGGGCACAUGGCUUGGGCAGCUGGGCAGCAGGAGGCUGCCACAGGGAGAAAAGGAGAGAAGGCUAACGGAGUACGGGAGCCAUUGGCGAGUAGAAGGAGGGAAGUUGUUGUGGCACGGCAUGAGAGACUGAAGUGUGUUACCAGUCCGGUCCGGCCCGUUCCUGAUCCCCAGUUAAGGCCAGUGGUGUGUGUUCCCGGUAUGGACCGGCCUGUUCCUACUCCACGCACCAGGUCCACGAUGUGCGUCGCCAGCCGGCCAGAGUCUGCCGUCUGCCCAACGGCGCCUGAACUGGCCGUCUGCCCAACGGCGCCGGAACUGCCCGUCUGCCCUAGGGCGUCUGAACUGCCCGUCUGCCAAGCGCUGCAUAAGCCGCCCGUCUGUACUGAGCCUGCAAAGCCGCCCGUCUGCCAUGAGCCUUCAGAGCCGUCCGCCAGAUCGGAGCCGCUAGAGCCUUCCGCCAGACAGGAGCCGCUAGAGCCUUCCGCCAGACAGAAUCAUACACCUGCUAUGGAAUCAGCAGGAGCCGACGCAGCCCAUACUAGACUGGAAGCUCAGGUUCGGGACCAGCAAGAGCAGCUCCUGCAGAUGGGAGCCGCCCUGCUGGAGGUGAUGACUGCAAUCCGAGGCUGGGGUCCGCCUCCACCGCCAGCCGCCCAGCCAGCACCAUCAGCCAGCCAUGAGCAGCCAGAUCCGUCAGCCAGCCAUGAGCAGCCAGAUCCGUCAGCCAGCCAUGAGCAGCCAGAUCCGUCAGCCAGCCAUGAGCAGCCAGAUCCGUCAGCCAGCCAUGAGCAGCCAGAUCCGUCAGCCAGCCAUGAGCAGCCAGAUCCGUCAGCCAGCCAUGAGCAGCCAGACCCGUCAGCCAGCCAUGAGCAGCCAGACCCGUCAGCCAGCCAUGAGCAGCCAGAUCCGUCAGCCAGCCAUGAGCAGCCAGAUCCGUCAGCCAGCCAUGAGCAGCCAGAUCCGUCAGCCAGCCAUGAGCAGCCAGAUCCGUCAGCCAGCCAUGAGCAGCCAGAGCCGUCCAGCCAGGAUCCGCCAGAGCCGUCCAGCCAGGAUCCGCCAGAGCCGUCCAGCCUGGAUCCGCCAGAGCCGUCCCGCCGGGAUCCGCCAGAGCCGUCCCGCCGGGAUCCGCCAGAGCCGUCCCGCCGGGAUCCGCCAGAGCCGUCCAACCGGGAUCCGCCAGAGCCGUCCAGCCGGGAUCCGCCAGAGCCGUCAAGCCGGGAUCCGCCAGAGCCGUCCAGCCGGGAUCCGCCAGAGCCGUCCAGCCGGGAUCCGCCAGAGCCGUCCAGCCGGGAUCCGCCAGAGCCGUCCAGCCGGGAUCCGCCAGAGCCGUCCAGCCGGGAUCCGCCAGAGCCGACCAGCCGGGAUCCGCCAUUCAGCCUGGUACUGCCCCUUAGUCCGGUGCUGCCCCUUAGUCAGGUACUGUCCCUUAGCCCGGUGCUGCCCCGUAGUCCGGUGCUGCCCCGUAGUCCGGUGCUGCCCCUUAGCCCGGUGCUGCCCCUUGUCCCGGUGCUGCCCCUUAUCCCGGUGCUGCCCCUUAUCCCGGUGCUGCCCCUUAGGCCGAUGCUGCCCCUUAGUCCGGUGUUGCCCCUUAGUCCAGGUGGGGUUAGUUGGAGGGUGGUCAUUGGGAGGAGGCUACCGAAGCAGGUUGUGACUGUGGUGGGGUGGGGAUCACGACCGGGGCCAGAGCCGCCACCGUGGACAGACGCCCACCCAGACCCUCCCCUAGUCCUGAUGUUGGUGCGCCCGGAGUUCGCACCUUUAGGGGGGGGUACUGUGACACUCUGGCUCUAUGGACUUUAUAAUUGAGCCAGGGUUGUUCAUUUUCAUGUGUUUGGGUGUAUUUCAUUUGGUGGUGUUGGGGAUGGGUGAGUUUCAUUUUGUUUGUGUCUAUGGUGAUUGGUCUAUGACUCCCAAUCGGAGGUAACGAGUGUCAGCUGUCGGCUCGUUAUCUCUGAUUGGGAGCCAUAUAUAUUCUGUGUGUUUUCUCCUUUGUUUGGUGGGUUAUUGUUUCCGUGUUGCUGUUAGUCUGUAUCAGUAUUUGAACUUCACGUAUCGUCAUUUGUUGUUUUCUUCGUGGUUGCUUUAAAUAAUAAAGUCAUCAUGUUCACUCCACGCGCUGCGUAUUGGUCCGCUCCUUCAGACGAUCGUGACAGUCGUUUACCUUUUGGAGGGGGACAUUCAUUUGAUGUGAAAAAUGAGCAUCCACUCAGGCUACAGCUGAGACCUAGAAUACCCAGCAGCAAUUGUUUCACUGCCAGGUCGGGAUGAACAAUACACACACACACUGAUUGCCCUUUCAUGAGUUCCAUUUGCAGCACCAAUGUGCCGCUUUUAUAUUAACCCCCAGAAGCAAGAGCUAAUAAUAUUUUAAUGUCUUUGUGCAAGCAACACAACAGUAAAAACAAUUAAUUCCAUUUAGAAGGUGGAGUAUAAUGAAAUCCCAGUUGACUUGCAAUUACACAUAUAAAGCUCUUUCCAUGACAUAGACUGACCAGGUGAAUCCAUGUGAAAGCUAUGAUUCCUUAUUGAUGUCACCUGUUAAAUCCACUUCAAUCAGUGUAGAUGAAGGGGAGGAGACAGGUUAAAGAAGGAUUUUUAAGCCUUGAGACAAAUGAGACAUGGAUUAUGUAUGUGUGCCAUUCAGAAGGUGAAGAGACAAAAUAUUUAAGUGCCUUUGAACGGGGUAUGGUAGCAGGUGCCAGGUGCACCGGUUUGUGUCAAGAACUGCAACGCUGCUGGGUUUUUCAUGCUCAACAGUUUCCCGUGUGUAUCAAGAAUGUUCCUCCACCUAAACGACAUCCAGCCAAUUUGACACAACUGUGGGGAGGAUUGGAGUCAACACGGGCCAGCAUCCCUGUGGAAUACUUUCGACACCUUGUAGAGUCUGUGUCCCGACGAAUUGAGGCUGUUCUGAGGGCAAAAGGGUGGGUGGGGUGCAACUCAAUAUUGGGAAGGUAUUCGUAAUGUUUUGUACACUCAGUGUAAAUUGAUUCAUGGUAUUAUGUUUUAAUGGAAUAUGUACCUGUCUUUCUGUUUGGUCUAGGUAUCUGGCCAUUCGCUACCCUCUUCGCUCUAGAGAGUUGAGAACGCCCUGUAAUGCUGUGGUUGCCAUGGUAGUCAUCUGGGGACUAUCAUUGAUCUUUGCAGGACCGUAUUUGAGCUACUACGACCUCAUAGAUUACGCCAACAGUAACGUGUGUGUUCCAGGUUGGGAGGAGUACAACCGCAAGGUGCUGGACACGUGCACCUUCGUGUUUGGUUAUGUGAUCCCCGUGCUCAUCGUGAGCCUGUCCUACACCAGAACCAUCAAGUACCUGUGGACAGCUGUGGACCCUCUGGACGGGAUGUCAGAGUCCAAGAGGGCUAAGCGCAAAGUCACCAAAAUGAUCAUCAUCGUCACAGUGCUCUUCUGCAUAUGCUGGCUGCCCUAUCAUGUGGUGAUCCUGUGCUACCUGUACGGAGACUUCCCCUUCAACCAGACUACAUACGCAUUCAGGAUCCUCUCUCACUGCAUGGCCUACGCCAACUCCUGCCUCAACCCCAUUGUGUACGCCUUGGUGUCCAAGCACUUUCGCAAAGGCUUCAAGAAGGUAUUCAGCUGCAUUCUCAGUAAGAACAGCAGGAAUAAAGUGCAUGUGAUACAUGUGGCCAACACGGUGCCUGGGUUCGAGGCGGGGUCCACAGAAGUGUCACAAAUGAAUGAGGACAAUGUACGACAAAAUGACUGUGAGAUGAGCAGCCGGCCCAUCGCCGAGCCGAGGGAAGCAACUAUAAGCCAUUUUCAGAAACAGCCUUGA
This is a messenger RNA of Coregonus sp. 'balchen', 5618 nucleotides long. The record is from the annotation of a GenBank genome assembly. Lineage: Eukaryota; Metazoa; Chordata; Actinopteri; Salmoniformes; Salmonidae.